AGUCACAGCAUGUUGAAUGUCAGUUGCCAGAGAAAAGCAGAGAACUCGGCUCUGCGAUUCCCCUUCACUCUGUCACUAGACAGCCCAAUGGAGCCUUCUGCAGUCGAACCAAUACCCACCGCGGUCAGCAGCCUCCUGGGUGUCCCAGGGCUUAUCACCUGGGAUGGGGAUGAGGCGAACGACGCGGAGGUGAUCGGUGGCAUCAGGCCCAAGUCCUCUCCUCUCCCACGGAGAAGGAGCGCCAGUGAUUUAAAGGACUGUGAGCUCGAGCUCACCCCAUCCAGCUCUCGGAGAGUGUCCUUUGCGGACGCCCUCGGCCUAAACCUGGUGAAAGUGAAAGAGUUUGACUCGUGGGACAUAACAGUCCCGCUGAACUUCAAUGCCAUGGAGGGAGAGACAGAGGUAGAGGAAUACUACUUGUCCUCAUUAUACACUCCGUCACCAUCCCAAGAAGCCAUGGUCCUGAGAGUUCAGGAGCAGAAGCUAGAGCUGGAGAGCAUUGAGUUACUCUACCAGACUACAAUACUAAGGGGGGUGGUCCGCGUUCUCAAUGUCUCCUUUGAUAAGAUGGUGUACAUCCGCACCUCGCUGGAUGCCUGGGCCACGCACUUUGACCUGCUGGCAGAGUACAUUCCAGGGUCCAGCGAUGGAGACACUGACUGCUUCUCAUUCAAGCUCACCCUGGUGCCCCCCUUUGGGGAAAAGGGGGCCAGAGUGGACUUCUGUCUCCGGUACGAGACCCCUGUUGGGACUUUCUGGGCCAACAAUAGUGACCAGAACUAUGUGAUGUUUUGUCACCAGAAAAUCAAGGUCGAAAAAAAGUCGAAAGAGAAACCAGAAAAAGACAAAAGCGGGCGCAGGAAAAGCAUCCUGAAAGCCAUCAGUCAUGACUUUCCCUGUGAUGAAAACUGGUCGUCAACCAAUGCUGAAUCUUCAGACGUACACCACCGUGGAGGGAAGAUGGCUAGUGUAAACACUUCUGAGUCUCAGUCAGGAGCACUCCAAGAUGAUCGUCAGAAACUAAUGGUUGAGAGCAGCCGGAACUCCAGCAGAAGAAACCGACGAAAGGCAGCACGAUUGGCGAAGGUGCGGGACUACUUCACCCAGAGAGAGGAUGAGACCCAAGAGAAAGAGAAGGGAGCAGUGGAACCAUCACAGAUCCCACAGGAAAGCACAUUCCCACAGGAAAAGCUUUCAAAUGGGCCUGAGGUACAACCACUGCCACCACAGGGCAGGAAAGGGUUUGGGAUGCAGGCAACAGAUUCUCUGUCUACGUGCAAACUGUCUCCUGGUAUCCCAGACAGCACGUCUUGGCAGGAGUCAGUGAAACCUGAGAAAAUAGACCCAACGUUCCGAUCAGCCCCAUUAGAGCUGAGAGGGAAACAGGCCUCACUGAUCCCCAGCAGCAAGUCAGAUUCAACUGAUCAACCUGCUGCUGUGAGCCAAAAUGGUGAUACGUCUGUUUUCAGUGUGGAGGGAAGUGCUCUGAUGCAGAUGGAAACGGAGAAGGGUGGAUCUGCCAUCAGCACAGACAUAACACAUUCAGAUAACAUUGUCAGGUUGGAGAACAGCACAGCAGGCCCAGUCCCAGGCAGCCAGACCAAUAGCUUUAUGUUUGGUAAUGUUGUGGCCCCACCAUACUGUCAGGGGUUUGGUAGAGUGGAGAGUGGGAGUCCGAGCUUCACCCAUAGAGGGAAUCGAACAAGUGGUCAAUUGCAUGAAUGGGAUUCAACAGCCUACACAGCCCAGAGUUACCCAUCCACAGAGGAAGUAGAAACUCACUCCUGUGUUUCAGCUGAUACUCGUGGAACACCUGAUGACAAGCCUGUAGAUCAACAGGGGUCUCUUAAAUCAAACCCAGAACACUUCAGCUCUGGAUUAAGUACAGAAAGAGAGUCUGAACCUAAACGUCUGUCAGAAGAGGCAGGAGGUCUCCUCGGGACUCACACUGCCCUGAACACUGCUGCUGCUCUCAGGGCACAAAUCCUUAAUGUGAACUCAGGCCUCCAGGGGUCUGAGGAGAACAUUCUGCCUCCUCAGAACCAGAUGCACCAGGACAGUAAGCUUUCACAAACACAAACCCCAUUACCAAACACAACACCUUCACAAACUCCAGUAGACACAACACUUUCACAAACACAAACCCCAUUACCAAACACAACACCUUCACAAACUCCAGUAGACACAGCACUUUCACAAACACAAACUCUGAUAGACGCGACACAAGGCAGUUUCCUACAGUCACAAACUGAAAUGGGGUCAAAGCAUAUCUCUGCUGAGAUGACUCUGCAGGGGGCCAGUUGUGGAUAUGAGAGACCUGAUGAGUCAGAUGAAAUGGAGAACCCUCUCACAGAUGAAUGGUCAACAAGCCCAUUCACAGAAAUAGUAGACACACCUAUAGCCAUGCUAGAGCCUGUGGAUGCUGACCUGAAAGUUCACACUUCAGAGACCGAGGAAAAGAUCACCACUGAGCACCAAAACUUUGCUGUGCCCCGCACGGACACACUGGAGGAAGAAACCAGUGGGACAGCAUUGAAAGAUGAUUCCAUUGUCAUUAAGGAAUGGACAUCAUUGGAGAAAUUAAUGAUGAGAAAACAAACAGAUCAAGUGAAGGAUGAACUAUCAUUUGAAGUGUCAAACAUUUUAUGCAAUGAAGAAAACCGGCAUUCUAUUGACAACGAGGAUUAUGAUGAUGUAGAUGGAGAGAUGUCAAACUAUGUGAGGUACGAUGAUGAUAAAGACACUGACAAGGGCUCAAAGUUCAAAGAAGAAGAUAUUCAUAAGGAAGUUGAACUGGUAAUGAUGAACAGUAAGAAGUAUUUAGUUGCUACAAAGAAGGAGAUAGACACAAGUAAUGGACAACCAUUUCUAAAGAAAGAUCGAAUAGUAAAAGACUGGGAGGGGACUGUGGAAGAGGAAGACACGAUGGGGGGAUAUGUGGAGGGGGACGAAUGGGAAAUAGAAGAAGAGGAGAUAGUUGUGGAAGAGGAGAUGGUGGUUGGGACAAAGGAGUUGGAGGAGACAGGGGAGGUGGAGGAAACAGAGGAGGAAGUGGAAAAGGAGAAAGAAGAAAUUAUGAUACGGGAAAAGAUAGAAGAAAUGGUGAAGGAAGGAGCGAAGGUGGUGAAGGGAGAGGGGGAAAUGGAGAAAGAAAUGGAGGAGGUGGUAGUUGAAGAAGAGAUGGAGGAUGUUAAGUGGAUAGAGUGGGAGGAAGAGGAGAUUGUAGAGGAAGAGGAGGAUAUUGUAGAGGAAGAGAAGGAGGAGGAAGAGAUUGUAGAGGAAGAAACUGCAGAUGUAGAAGUAAAGGAAAUUGUAGUAGAUGAUCAAAAUGAGUUGAUAGACGAGUUUAGCAUGAACAUGGACAAUAUGAAUGAGGGUGAGGGUGGUAAGAGCACAAAUGUAAAGGUCACAGAAAAAUCUAGCCCAGUAGAUAAUACAUUUAUGACAAAUGAAGUGUCAAAUCCUUGCCACAAAGAAGGUAUAAAUGACGUAAGGCUGGACACCAAGCAUCCUCGAGGUGAAGAAAUAGAAUCUAUCAAUGGAGAAGGGGAGACCUGCAUUCAAUCGGAUACAUCUGUCAGUGGGCAAGAGGGUGAAGGGGAGACAUGCAUUCAAUCGGAUACAUCUGUCAGUGGGAAAGAGGGUGAAGGGGAGACAUGCAUUCAAUCGGAUACAUCUGUCAGUGGGAAAGAGGGUGAAGGGGAGACCUGCAUUCAAUCGGAUACAUCUGUCAGUGGGAAAGAGGGUGAAGGGGAGACCUGCAUUCAAUCGGAUACAUCUGUCAGUGGGCGAGAGGGUGAAGGGGAGGGUGAGGAGGACCAUGCUUCCACAGAGUCUCUGUCAGAGGAUAAGAUAGAGCUGUACAUGCGCAGUCUAAGGGCAGUGCAGAAGCUACGAAACAAGGACUUAGCCUUGAGUCUUGGGAAACGGCCCUCCAUAAGCAGAAGAGGCAGCAAACCGUCCAUGACGUCCAUCAGUGAGUCUGUGGAUGAGGAGCACCCGAGCAACCAGGAAGAUCAGCCAGACACAGAGACAGUGGAGCAUCAGCCUACAAGUACACUGCCCCUAGUGGAGGGAGGGCAUGAUAGCACCAGGAGCAAUAUAAUGUGGUGGAGAGAAUCAUUUUCUUGGCAUAAUCCCUCAAAAACACUGUUAUACACCAUCCUGUUUGUAGUGUUCUUUUUUGCUGCUUACCAUUAGGACUUUCUGGUCUGUUUUAGACAGGCUGGUUUGUCAGGGGGAGAAACAGCCAAUGAUAAUAAAUAAUACAAUAGGUUGAGACCUGUGAAAGUAUAUUUCAGUGUCUAUAAAGUGCACGACAAUUAAGUUUCAUUAUUUGUCAUUAUGCCUCAUCUCUAAAUAUAGCCUCUAAAUAGAUGUUAAACAAUAUAAUUUAAGAAGCACGUGCAGUGGCUGAUAGAGAAAACAGACCUGGCAAUAAGAAUAGGCUAUAGAUAGUCUUGACCAUUUGGGACCCGUUGGCAAUUUCGCUCAGGACAGGUUAUAGCCAAGACUUAAUCAAUAUUUUGUUUUGUGUUAUUUAUUGAUAUGGAUAUAGCCUCUGCGUGAUGGGAUUGUACAACGUAAAUGGUUUUAACAAGUCUUCUUACAGAGUGGAAUUCAUUAAUACAACAGUCAAAAUGCCAAAUAUAAGGCCUACAGUCUGUGCUCCCAAAUACUGGAAAAAGUGUGAUUCAUUAGUUUACAUGAUCACUACAGUAGCCCCACGCGGCUAUACAAAUGUAUUAUGCAAUAAUAUGGCCAUUAAAUAACACACAACAGCAAGGCAUAUUCAGAUAGUGGAAUAAGCCUAAGUCAUGUUUACUUUCUAUUUUGCAGCUCAGGCGGUUUUUCUAGACAAGGCUCUUCUGUGUCUUCCAUAGUAUCAUUCUCAAACAAGUCAUUUUCUGAAGCCCAAGCCUAUAGUAUGCCAUCUACUGAUAUAACGUCAUUAUCGAAUUGCGUUCUAAAACAAGCUCUAGACAUUUAUUUUGGAAAUGAAACCGGAAGCUGCAAAGCAUUUCUAACGUCUGGGCUAGAGUUGCUUGAUUGACUAGUUAACUUCGACUAGCUACGUUCGGUUCAUGUCCUUUGCAGAUGCCACAUUCCUAACAAAGGUUUGUAUACAUAAAAAAGAUCUGUAACCGAGUAAAGGGAGACGUAAUGUAAGAAUUGAUAGAAUUCUUUGUCCCAACAUAGGGUUUGUACAUUUACAGAUCUAAUUUAACAGUUACGUUCCAUGUGAAAAUAUAUUUCAGUGUCUAAAGUGCUCCACAACUACGUUUCAUUAUUUGUCAUUAUGCCUCAUCUGAGACUACAUGUAGAUGACACAAAUCACAAAAGCUAACCAUUUUUGGUAAAAUGAUGUGGGUAAAAAGUAGAAUAAUAAAUGUUGACACCAAAUAAAGACUUUGAAUUCAGUAUAUUCCUCGUUCUAUCCAGAUUUGAUCAAAAUAAAUGUAUAUAUUUUUGAACAUUCUUAUUGAAAUUAUAUUAACAGGUGAGUGUGUUUUAUAAUUAACUUAUGAGGGUCAGUUAGUUUAAGGCAGACCCUUCAAUAGAGCACACAAUAUUAUUUAUCCAAUAUAAUGUUUUGUGACGUUUCUUCAUAGUGACUAUACUAAGGUUGAAUCUUGUACAGUACGCUGUUUGUUUGAGCACAAAUUAGUUCAAAGCCCUGUGUUCAAAUAACUGUUCUUGUCUAUUAAUGUUCUGUAUUAUGUCAUGUUUCAUGUUUUACGUGGACCCCAGGAAGAGUAAUGGGGAUCCUUAUAAAAUACAGAAUACCCAGUUACAAGGCUGUGGACCAUUGCUUGGUGUGGUUACUGUUAACUUUUAUUGCAUUAUUUUAUUUGGUGCAAAUGAAGCUGAUUUUAGAUGUAUUUUGUACCAAUACCUCCAGAUUCAUAAUAGCCAUGUACAGUAUGUUAAAUAUGGUUAACAAAAAUUGUUUAUGAAUCUCUUUUUCUGAUAAUAUACUACAGUCAAACGGUCAUUUCCUACAGUCUUUCAACAAAUAAAGCAAAAAUAAAACCUAACAUACUAUAAUUGACCACCAUGCAUACGUACAGUACACUUGAGACACAGGGUAGCCUAGUGGUUAGAGCGUUGGACGAGUGACUGGAAGGUUGCAAGUUCAAAUCCCCGAGCUGACAAGGUACAAAUCUGUCGUUCUGCCCCUGAACAGGCAGUUAACCCACUGUUCCUAGGCCGUCAUUGAAAAUAAGAAUUUGUUCUUAACUGAUUUGCCUAGUCAAAUAAAAAAAUUAAAAUGUAGAACACAUCUGAACAUUUCCCACAAUGUGACUUAUACUGUAUGCAGAACUGUUAUGAUGAAGCAGGGGCAGACUGGGACCAUAAAUCGGCCCAGGUAUUUCUGACACUGUCACAUGGGCUGGUCCACUAAACUAUUUUAAGCCGGUGCAUGUGAAAUGGGACAGCAGCCCCUUAGCCAAAUAAUGAUAAUUCUGCACCAGUGGAGGCUGUCAAGGACUACCGACUGGGCACAAACUGGUUGAAUCAACGUUGUUUCCACGUGAUUUCAAUGAAAUUACAUUGGACCAUUGUCGAAUAUUCUUUGAAUUGACAUCUGUGCCCAGUGGGUAGUGAGUGGCGUUGUAUUUAAGCAGAAAUUUAAGUCUCUAAUAUCCCAGUGGUGAUUUGCUCUCAUCCAGGCUUUUUAAGGCUUUGUAAUGACACAUAUCUUUCCUGUACUCUGGUACCUUCUUUAAAUACUGUAUUGGGCCUACUAAAAUCUGUCAAUCUGCCAUUGAGCAAGGUAAGCAAACCCUAAUUGAACCAGGGUCACCGUCAAUAACGGCUGAUUCCUGGCCGUGGCCCCACUCUCCAAGGGUGUCUCCAGGGGAGUGGGAUAUGCCUACAUCACAUUUUCAUUUCACACCACACACUUGUACAGGUUACAGACUUGUACGUGUGUGAAAAAUGACAAAUAUAAGCACCCUUAUUUGACCUUUGACCUGUAGAAGCCCCCAACUCCCCUGUGUGAGGUUUACUCUUGGUAAAUAUACAGAUUGGUAUGGUUAAACAUUUGAGAAGUUAUGAAAGGGGUGCAUACCUCACAGUAAGAUUACAACGCUAUCAUGUGUCAAUGUUAAUGAACGGUUGAUAGGGAAAACAGAACGUCUUAAAACCAUAGUCCACUCCUUACUCCCAUCAGCUUUAGACAGCAUUGUCUUGAGAUUCAAACGGUGUAUAUUUGUUUUUCUGGUGUGUCAAUAUGUCUGUCUUGGCUGUGGUCGGAUAAGAUAUAUACUCAGGUGCCUGGUUCUUAUCUGUUGAAAUGUUUGUCCUUCCCUUUAACAAUAUGAAUAAAUUGACA
Messenger RNA from Oncorhynchus nerka (sockeye salmon), 7339 nucleotides. RefSeq lists its product as uncharacterized. Gene Ontology annotation, molecular function: protein phosphatase 1 binding; glycogen binding. Gene Ontology annotation, biological process: regulation of glycogen biosynthetic process. The record is from RefSeq and is a predicted model, not a curated record. The transcript is spliced from 4 exons. NCBI's taxonomy places the organism in Eukaryota, Metazoa, Chordata, Actinopteri, Salmoniformes, Salmonidae. Gene Ontology annotation, cellular component: protein phosphatase type 1 complex. Bases 10 to 4200 code for a protein of 1396 amino acids.